Messenger RNA from Lates calcarifer (barramundi perch), 8316 nucleotides. RefSeq names its product microtubule-associated protein 2 (gene map2). Gene Ontology annotation, cellular component: neuron projection. NCBI's taxonomy places the organism in Eukaryota, Metazoa, Chordata, Actinopteri, Centropomidae. Gene Ontology annotation, biological process: neuron projection development; microtubule cytoskeleton organization. The record is from RefSeq and is a predicted model, not a curated record. Gene Ontology annotation, molecular function: microtubule binding.
UAUCUCAAAGUUUAAAUUAAUUUACACCUUAUUGUUAAUUCUGCCUCUGUGGUAACUUCUAGCAUAUGGGUGGACCACAACACCAUAAUUACUAGUCAAGCACAGCUACAGUCCCUACAGUCUAGCUGGGUGACUAGUACAGUCAUUACGGUAAAUGUGGGCUGCGGAGCGUCUCUAUGUCCGACAGACCAGGAGUUGCACUGAAGACACUGCACCGGACAGGUCUCGGAUGUUAUCCUUUCUACUGAGCCACGGACAACAUCCCAUCUAGCCAGGUGCAACUACGAGGCUGCCACUCCUUGGCUUUUAGUAUUCCUCUGACAAUCGUGACGUCGACCCUGUGAGAUUUGGAGAGAGAACAGAUUUUUUUUUUGCAUCCAGCUUGAUUUAUCUGAAGUCUCACCACCCACACCAACUGACCAGCCAGAAGGAGAAACCCCAUCCCUUGCCCACCCUCCCCUGCUGCUAGCUAGCACCAGCAUGGCAGACAGUCGACAGCCAGAAGAUGGUGCCCCCCAGUGGGAUCCAUCAGGAGGGCAGGAGCCCGCUAGCCCCCACGGAGCCAAUGGCUACUCUUCGUCAGCAUACAGGACCUGCCAGCCUGGCGGUGCACACAUGGCCACGGCCUCCUACUCCACCAGGGAGAACGGUUUCAAUGGGGAACUUACUGGGGCUCACGCUAUAACUGCAGAGCAAGUGUCAGCACGGAUCGUGCAAGAAGUGACGGCAGAGGCAGUAGCAGUACUCAAGGGAGAACAGGAGACUCAAAGGCUGCCAUCAGUUGAAGACACCACCAAUUUGCCUCCCUCUCCUCCCCCCUCACCUGCUGCAGAGCAUUUUGGUCCUCUGGAACAAGAUGUAGGGGAUGAGGAGGAGGCGGGCCCUCUCCGUCGCUUCCAAAAUUCUCGGGAGAGGUGCAAGUUCCUCGCCCCCUCCAUCUCAGUUUCCGUGCCCGAGGACGACCCCUACCACUCCGACGAGGAGUACUAUGAGCACCCUUUGUUCAGCCCAGAGUGGACGCACUCGGGCUCUCGCCCCACAGGGCAGGCCGUGGCCUUUAGACAGAUUGAAGAAGAGACCAUGGAGGCUCUUACAGCUGAAUACGAGGAGGAGGUGGAAGAGGAGGAGGAGGAGGAGGAGGAGGAGAGUGCAGAGGCAGCAGAGUCCGAGGCAGCUCUUGAUGAGCAGCAAUGGAGUGGGGAAGAGCCUGAGCUGGACAGCCCCCAAGCUGAGCCCUUAGAGCAGGCAGAGGCCAUAGACGAGGCUCAGGACCUAGACCUGGAGCCGGCCGAAGCAGCUAGUGCUGCUGCAGAGAGCUCUAUGGGCAGAGAGGAGGAGGAAGCAGAGGGUGGGGAGAGCCCUGAGACAGCUUUGAAGAUGGACUCAGACAAGCAGGGCAGUGGGUCCAUGAGCCCAGACAGCAUUGGAUCAGAGAAACGCCCAGAGGAGUUUUUUGAGCCCCAGAUCCAAGGGUUCUUUGCUGGUGAACGAGUUGUACCAGAGAGCCCCACCAUGGAUAUGCCGUCCUUUGUACCUCAGAAUGUUCAAAACCAAGCCAAAGAAUCUGCCAGAUCACUCACACUUCAGCCUACCUAUGGUGAACCAAUCACCGUGUCAGAGAAGCAGCCAUCGGUGGAGGUGGUGGAGUUCAGCACCAUUGGUGCACCUUCUGAUUUCUCUUCAAUAGGAGUCAAAGUUCAAGGAGGAGACUUGGCGAGUGAGGCAAGAGACAGAUCUGGCAUGUCAGCAUAUUUUGAGACAUCAGCCACAGAGGCUGAUGAGGUUCCACAAUGUAAGGGUGAGGGUUAUUAUGAACUGAGCAGAGCUGGUGAAGAGAAGAGUACAACUGAGAUCAGUUACAGCACACUAGUUGAAGCCCAGGAUAAAUCUGAUAUUAAUAAAAGUACAACAGAAGACACUGGAGCAUUCACAGUUCCUUACAGGAGUAAUGAAUGCAGGCUUUCCCCAGGUAAACUGGCCUUAGAGCAGAGAAGUUACUCACUUAACAUCACCAUUGGAGCAAUGGAUCAAAGUGGCCAAGGCAGACCAAGGAACUUCUCCCCACUCGCCACAGAUAUCAUGGCAUACACUAGUGGAAGUCUAGAUGAGUCAGCAGACUACCUCCCAGUCACUACACCCUCUGUGGAUAAGCCUCCAUCCUUCCCACCCCUGAUCCUGGAGACUGCAGCGUCUGUCACCUCAGAUUCCUCAUCUCCUCCAAGGACCACUGAACCGGUUUCAAAACCCAGCUCUGAACCAGAGUCACCAGAAUCACCACAGCCCCCCAAGGGCACCUAUAAAAAUGGCACAGUGAUGGCCCAAGAUUUGCCUGAGAUGCUGGACCUUGCUGGUACCCGUUCCAGACUGGCAUCAGAAAACACUGACCCAGAAAUUAUCCGGAGAAAAUCAAUUCAAGCUGAUGUCCCUGUCCUCUCUGAUGACCCACUGGCUAACCUAGUUUCAGGGGAACAGAGUCCUGGGGCCAGAAAAAGUGAGAGCCAGCUGGAAGAGAUGGGCUAUUGUGUCUUCAGUGAGUAUUCAGGGCCCAUGCCAUCCCCUGCAGAUGUGUUUAGCCCUACAGACACUUCUGCACAGGUCUUCGCCCCCUCUGUUUUGGAGGAGAAAGUGGCAGAACAGGCAAGGAAAUUAGCUGUCAGAGACACAUCUGUGGAGGGCAAGAGCCAGCCAUUGGGAGCUGCUGAAGUCACUGAAGAGAAAGACCAGAAGCAGGCAGAGAGAAAAGAUUCCUCUGAAGAAAAAAGCAAGGAGAUUGCAGAUGGUCAGCUUCCUAAACCUGCAAGUGAACAGGAGAAACCAUUGGCACAGCCAAGUGAGUCCUUUGUGACACCAACGGUCACUGUGACUCUAGAAGAAGGUGGGAGGUCAGUGAGUGAGACUGAACGACAAGCCAGUGGUGAAGGCUCAGCAUCAGAAACCGAGAUUGCUGACUAUGAGAGGCAGAUCCGCAAAUUGGAGAUGGAGGACAGGCCUCUCAGUUUGGAAGAAGAGCGAGAACUACAGGAGCUUCGGGAGAAGGUGAAGCUGGUCCACCAGGAGGCCUAUGAGGAAGUUGAUGCUGAGGAUGUGUACCAACUAACCGGCGUGGCCAAGGACAGAAUUGCAAGGCCUGUUAAAACUUCACCUGCUUCAUCUGUGGAGAGCAACAUUGACGAUGACAAGCUGCUCUCCCCAGUGCUGUCACCCUCUAAGCUUAAACAAAGAGAGAUGUAUGGCUCCCCAAAAAGAGCACCUUCACCAGUGUUAGGAAUUAACAAAGAGGAGAAAGUGAAAGAGGAAUCAGAAAGAAAAGUAAAAGAAGAACAAGAGAGGGAAGCAGCUGCGAAGAAAAUGAAAGAAGAAAAAGAGGAGGCAGAGAAGAAAUCCAGGGAAGAGGCAGAAAAGAAAGCAAAGGAAGUGAAAGAGAGAGAAGAGAGGGAAAGGAGAGAGAAAGAAGAAAGAGAGAAAGAAGAGGCAGAGAGGAUACUGAAGGAAGAAAAAGAAAGGAAAGAGAAAGAACAGAAAGAGCAGGAGAUGAAAGAGAAAUUGGAGAAAGAAAAGAAAGAGAAAGAGGAGAGAGAAAGGAAAGAGAAAGAAGAGAAAGAGAAGAAAGAAAGAGAAGAAAGGGAAAGGAUGGAGCAAGAGGAGAGAGAAAAGGUAGCAAGAGAGGAAAAAGAAAGAAUAGAUAAAGAGUUGAGAGAGAAGCAAGAGAAAGAAAAGAUAGAGAGGGAACUGAAAGAGAAGGAAGAGAAAGAAAAGAUAGAAAAGGAACUAAAAGAGAAGGAAGAGAAAGAAAAGAGAGAGAGGGAACUAAAAGAGAGAGAAGAGAAAGAAAAGCUAGAAAGGGAACAAAAAGAGAAGGAAGAAAAAGAGAAGUUAGAAAGGGAACUGAAAGAGAAAGAAGAGAGAGAGAAAGUGGCUGACAUGGAAGAGAAGGCAAGACAACCAGAGGAGAAAGCAGUCGUGACACCUGCCGAGAAAGAAGCUGAAAAACCUGUGAAAGAUGAGAGGGAGAAAGAGGGAGGGGAGGAAGACAUGUUAGAGAAAGCAGGGGCAGGUGCUGGGGCAGCGGUUGUAAAGGAGAUCCUGGAGACUCGUGCUGCCAUUGAAUCAGUGGUGACAGUUGAAGACGAUUUCAUCACUGUGGUCCAGACCAUUGAUGAAGCAGAUGAGCCGGGACAUAGCGUUCGGUUCUCAGCUCCACCUGAGGCUGAAGUCCUUUGUGUUGCUUCCCGGAAAGAGGAGGAGGAGGAAGAGGAAGAAUCUGUGGAGCUGGCCCAAGAAGCAGACAUGGAGGCUGCCAGUCUAGAAGAUGUGGGUGAUGUUUCUGAGACCCCUGCCUCCCCUGAGAGGGAGGCUCAAACCAUAGAAACAGAAGGCCCAACAGAAAGCUAUGAUAGAGACGAGACUACAAUGGAUGACUCCAUCCUGGACAGCUCCUGGGUUGAUACACAAGAUGAUGAUAAGAGUAUGGUAACUGAGCAGAUUGAGCCUUUGCCAAAGGUACCCAGUCCAGUCAAAAAGCCUGGUGUAGAAAAGCCAGUCAAACCAAAGGCCAGGGGAGGGCGGGCUAGAGGUCGAAUCUCCACGCCAGAGCGCAAACCUGUCCGCAAAGAACCUGUCUACAUCCCCAGAGAGGAAGUGAAGAAGAAAAAAGCUGUGAUAAGGAAGACUGAGCUUACCAAAAAAAUGGAGGCUCAAACUCAAUCCCCAUCCAAGAGGAUCAUGAUAAAACCAGCAGUGCGUGAGACCCGCCCCACCCAGCACCACUCCUGCCCCAGGAGGAGACCCACAGAGGCCCUACCAGACGGCCGUCAGCCUCUCAGUGUUGCAAGACAGUCUCGUGACAGAGCAUCGGAUGGUGGAUCACGGAGCCCAGACAAGAGGUCCUCCCUGCCAAGGCAUGCCUCCAUUCUUAGUCGCCGUGGGUACCAUGACCAUGAGGAUAGUUCCACCUCCAUCACCAGCUCUGGCUCCACAGCUCCCCGCAGACCCACAUCUUUUCGCACUGAGAUGAGGGCAGAGCAUAGGACAGGACGAGCCCCUAGUAUGACAGUGACAGAAUCAGUGCGCUCCCGUUCAGCUCGCAGUGGCCACUCCACCCCCCGCACCCCUGGCUCCACAGCCAUCACCCCAGGGACCCCUCCUAGCUACUCAUCAUCUUCAAGGACCCCUGGAACACCUCGCUCCCUCAGCUUGAUCUCCCAGGAGAGGAAGGUGGCCGUAGUCCGCACCCCACCCAAGUCGCCUGCAACCACACCCAAGCAGCUUCGCAUCAUCAACCAGCCACUGCCUGACUUCAAGAACAUCAAGUCCAAGAUCGGCUCCACGGAGAAUAUCAAGUACCAGCCCAAAGGAGGACAGAUUCAUAUUUUAAACAAGAGGGUGGACUUCAGUCACGUACUGUCAAAAUGCAGCUCCAAGGAUAAUCUGAAGCACUCUCCCCGUGGAGGCAAUGUGCAGAUACAGAAUAAGAAGAUUGACUUGAGCCAUGUGACCUCCAAGUGUGGCUCUCUAGACAACAUCCAUCAUCGGCCAGGGGGCGGUAACGUGCGUAUAGAGAGUGUGAAGUUGGACUUCAAAGACAAAGCCCAAGCCAAGGUGGGUUCCCUGGAUAAUGCUCACCACAUUCCUGGUGGAGGCCGCAUAACGAUUGAGAGCCACAGGCUGACAUUUCGCGACCAUGCCAAGGCCCGAGUGGACCACGGAGCCGAGAUUGUCAUCCAGUCGCCAGGCCUGUCUGGCUCAGUGUCACCCCACCGCCACCGGGACAGCCACCUAUCCUCCUCCGGCAGCCUCAACAUGAUGGAGUCGCCGCAAUUAGCGACCCUGGCUGAGGAUGUCACUGCGGCUCUGGCUAAGCAGGGUUUGUGAACACUGGAUCUGUGGGCUCAUCCUCUGCACCCCCAGACAUCCUCAACCCGAUCCUCUCAAACUUUUCUGGCCACUCCUGCCACCCUGAGGCCAACCUCUGCUAAAUCACAGCCUCUGACCAUCUCCACUUCAAGAUCCAUCUCUCGAAUCUAAGUAGAGACUUGAAUUAGGAGCUACUGUCCUUUGGUCCUCUUAAUUUCCUUUCUAUUUUAAACCCAAAUAUGUGUUAUUUCUGAUUCACUUUGUUGGCCUCUCUCUCUUUGAAUGAUGUUGCAUAGAAUAGUUUAGUCUGAGCACUGGUCCUAGAUAAGAUGUAAGGACCAGGUAUUGGCUUGACUGGCCCCGGAUCAGUGUUUUGAAGAAGCUACCACCUUUUUUCUACAUUAAAUAAGAAGUAAUGUGGCCAGCACACCAUGCAGCACGUGUUGUUCUUGCUCAGUAACCGUGCAUGGACGCCAAAUCCCCUAACAAACCAAGCAUCCUUACUGCAAGUCAUUCUUGUCAUCCAAUAUAUAAUAUAUUUAACAAAUAUAUAUAAAAAUAUGUAUAAAAAUACAAGUUCUUUGCCAUCUAAAUCUCCUCAAAACAUUUUAAAAGGAAGUGACAAUAUGGCUAUAAAAUAUACCUGUAAAAUUGCAUUAAUGCAAGAACUAGGUCUAUGUUAUGACAAGCAUGUAUUGAUUCAAAUAUUAAAAGAGGCUAUUUUGUAACUUAAAAAAGGAUUUUAGUAAGUUAUUUCCUCAAUUAUUGGAUAAAGAUUAAACAAGUUCAUGUUUUGUAGUUAUUAGUUGUUUACAGUGUAAUGCUUGGUGACAGUGUCAGACAGCUGAUUUGGUGUUGCUAAGGAAUGCAUUUCAGUCCUGUUGACGAGCAUUACACACUUGUACCUGCUGAGUAGUUCAAUAUAGAAGCCUGUUUAUACAUCGGAACAAUAUUAAACACUGGAGUCCGUUCCACAAACCUCCAUCCAAAAAAGACACAGCUAAAAGUGUGUUGUCUUUACAGCUACAGAUAAUCAGCUUUCAUGAAUGAACAGUAUGGACAUUUCUCUGCUAACAGACUGAUGCUGCACUCAUGGGGACUCUUCUGCCCUCUGAAUCACAGAAGAAGAUGCAACAGUUUGCAAGCUGAGAUUUAGCAGAAGAGCAGCUACUCUGAAAUCUGUCUGUGUGUGCGUGUGUGUGUGUGCAUUUGGUGCCGAUCCCCUGUUGUUUUACCACAGAUGCUACUGUAUCUGGAUGUUUUGUUGCAAUAUGUGGGAGAUGUUUUUUUCCAUUUUUUUUUCUUUCUUUUUUUUUUGAAAAAUCAAUUUAAAAGACACUUGAUGAAGAAAAACAAAACGAGAGGGAGCUCAGUAAGCUCCUGUUACAUCUGUUAGGAAAAGGUGUUUAGGUGAUCUAGUUUCUUUUUCAGACACCAUCUGUGGUAUAUCUUGCCUCCUGCCUAAUUACUGCCCUCAACUGCAACUGUUUGUUUGCUUCUGUGUUUUUUCUGCAUUCCCCAUCUCUGUGUGCCCCCCUCCUGCCUCCUGCUCCACCCUACAGCAACUGUAAAUGUAUUUAAAAGGUCAAGUAGAUGUACGCAGUUUUUCUCUUGUUGAGAUGACACUAAUUACAAUAAUUAAUGACAAUAAAAAGGACAAAAAGUGAUGCUGGAGUACUGUCUUUUUUUCAGAUGAGAAGACAGUAAAAGUAGUAGUCUGACAUUUUGGUGAUUUUUUUUCUUUCUGAGCUUUUUUUUUUUAGUAUUAGCUAAAAAAAUUGAUACCACUCUUAUGUCUGUUAGGUACAUAUAUAGUCAGAGCCAACAGCCUGUUAGCUCAGCUUAGUAGAAAUAGUGGAAACAGUUAGCAUUACUGUGUCCAGAGGUUACAAUAUCAACCCCCCUGCAACACUGAAGCACACUAUUUCACAUGUUAUCUCAUUUGUUUUAACCUGCACAAAACCAAGUGUAAAAAUGACAAGUUGUGUGCUAAGCUAAUUGACCGCCAGCCGUAGCUUCAUAUUUAAUAGACAGACAUGAGAAUAGUAUCAGUUCUAAUCAAUUAAUUAUACAGAUGACUUGCAUUCAAUAAAUAGUCAGAAAUUCAGAAAUAAAAUGGGAAUUUGUGAAAAUUUUAUUGUGAAAUGGCUGAGGAUACAAUAAGUUAAGACUUGGGAUGGGAUGAGUGAGGCGUGGUUUCAUUUUGAUGGCCAGUCCCGGGCCAAACUAGUCACUUCACUGGCAGAUAGAGAGCCAGACAGUAAAGUGAGAGGAGGGGAUUGCUGUUAUCCCACCUUCCCCUCCAUCACUGUUCCACUGUGAGAAAACCAGUGACGAUUUAAAAAAAAGAAAAAGAAAAAAACCCCGAAUGAGACAGAAGGACUAGGGUGAAGAUGAGGAAAGAGACAUCUCGUCUGAAAAAAAUCAGGACGGCUUCCCAAACACCAGAAGGAGGAGGAGGAG